UUAUAGCAGGACUGAGGCGGGCAUUCUGACACUGGGGGGAAUUGCCUUGGUGUCACUGACAUGCCCAGUGACACCAAUACAGUGAUCAGUGCUAACAAAAAGCACUGACACUGUACUAAUGGCACUGAGCAAGAAGGGGCUAACAUCUGGGGCAAUCAAAGGGUUAACUGUGCGCUGCUUUAUUGUGUGCUUUGUAUGGCCCUGCUAUGAGCCAUACAAAGCAAUAUGCCGGAGCUAUUGUUUCAUACAGGUCUCUCCCCAUCAGUAAUGCACGAUCUCUGACGGGGAGGAGGACUGUUUUGUUUACUAACA
This is a messenger RNA of Staurois parvus, 312 nucleotides long. The record is from the annotation of a GenBank genome assembly. Lineage: Eukaryota; Metazoa; Chordata; Amphibia; Anura; Ranidae.